This is a messenger RNA of Cuscuta campestris, 5570 nucleotides long. The record is from the annotation of a GenBank genome assembly. Lineage: Eukaryota; Viridiplantae; Streptophyta; Magnoliopsida; Solanales; Convolvulaceae.
CUCGAUAAUUGAAAAGAGGGACUAAUUCGUUGUGUUAUUAUUUGUUUGCAGGGACUGAAGUUGUUGAAGGCGGCAUUACAAACUGAUGCAGUUCUCACAACUGUCUUCCUUGGCAAAAGUGUUGAAGGAAAGAUCGAAAUUGGUGGCGAUUAGAAAUAGCAGUGACUUAGCUACUUCUACCACCCCCCCCACUCCGGAUUUUUUUUAUGUAGUGAGAUUUUGAUGUUUCUUCGAGGCUCUGAGUUGAGAAAUAAUACUUGUUGGCUCCAAAGCUCCGAUGGCCGAUGUCCUCUCCCAGGAAGAAAACGACGACGUUCUGCCGCUGCUCAAAAUCCCAGAAAAAAAACGUUACAGAACAGUUACAAGCAACACCAACUAGACGGCAGAAACCUCUGCGUUUGAGGGUCAACUCAGCUCCCUCACCUCCCUUCCACCAUCUUUGACUGAGUCAUUCUCGCCCCCCAAUCCUUCCGAGUCGACUCACUUAUUCUAUUCCCAUCCCCUAUUUUUUUUCUCAGUCAUACCGUAUACGCGAAAUAUUGUGUACCGCCUGCAGGUGUUCAAGUGCCAACACGUCGAGGUUCAUCUCGUUCCAGCUUCAAUUUCACAGGAUCUGAAUCAAAUUCGCGUUUGUAGUCCGAAAAUACCUAGCUUUGCUAGGGUUUUGAUGCGGUGGUCGUGCCAGGGUUUUUGAAUUUUGUUGUGUUUUGCUGUACACCAGCUUUGUGCGGCUAGGGGUUUACUGUCUGCGAGGAUGAUGGUAUCGAGGGGAUUGUUUGGGUGGUCGCCGCCACACAUUCAGCCGCUGACUCCUGUGUCGGAAGUUUCAGAGCCGCCGGAGUCACCCUCUCCGUACAUGGACAAUGGCUCCGACGUGCUUCCGCCUGAGAUGGAGGAGGAGAUUGAGGAUGAGAAUGAGGAGAUGGAGCCGCCGCCUGCUGCUGUGCCUUUCUCAAAGUUGUUUAUUUGUGCUGAUCGCCUGGAUUGGUUUCUCAUGGCGGUUGGAUCACUAGCGGCAGCUGCCCAUGGCACUGCCCUGGUACUUUACUUGCAUUACUUUGCUAAAAUCAUUCAGUUGCUCAGGCACAGCUCGGAGCCCCCAGAUAAGUUGUUUGACAGAUUCAAUGAGCUUGCUUUGACCAUUGUUUAUAUUGCUGCUGGUGUUUUCGCUGCUGGUUGGAUUGAGGUAUCGUGCUGGAUUCUUACCGGAGAGCGGCAGACUGCUGUAAUAAGAUCAAAAUAUGUUGAAGUUUUACUGAAUCAAGAUAUGAGUUUCUUUGAUACCUAUGGAAAUAAUGGAGAUAUUGUCAGCCAAGUAUUGAGUGAUGUUCUUCUUAUUCAGUCAGCUCUUAGUGAAAAAGUGGGGAACUAUAUCCACAAUAUGGCUACAUUUUUCAGUGGUCUUGUGAUUGGAUUUGUUAACUGUUGGCAAAUUGCUCUCAUAACUUUAGCCACUGGCCCAUUCAUUGUAGCAGCAGGAGGAGUAUCAAAUAUAUUUUUACAUAGACUCGCGGAGAACAUCCAAGAUGCAUAUGCUGAAGCUGCUAGUAUCGCAGAACAGGCAGUCUCUUAUAUUAGAACAUUAUACGCUUUCACAAAUGAAACUUUGUCAAAAUAUUCAUAUGCAUUAUCUCUUCAAGCUUCUCUGAGAUAUGGUAUAUUAAUAAGUCUUGUUCAAGGCCUUGGACUUGGCUUUACAUACGGGCUUGCCAUUUGUUCCUGUGCAUUGCAACUAUGGGUUGGAAGGCUUUUGGUCAUUAAUGGGAAAGCUCAUGGUGGUGAAAUUGUAUCAUCCUUAUUUGCUAUUAUGCUAAGUGGCCUUGGGCUAAAUCAGGCAGCAACAAACUUCUAUUCGUUCGAGCAAGGGAGAAUCGCUGCAUAUAGACUCUUCGAGAUGAUAAGCCGUUCAUCCUCCAGUGUUAAUAAUGAAGGAAUUACCCUUGCUUCUGUUCAAGGAAAUAUUGAGUUUCGAAAUGUGUACUUUAGCUACCUCUCUCGUCCCGAAAUUCCUAUCCUCAGUGGAUUUUACCUCAGCGUCCCAUCAAAAAAGGCUGUAGCACUUGUCGGGAGAAAUGGGUCUGGGAAAAGUAGUAUCAUUCCACUUAUGGAGCGGUUUUAUGAUCCUACAUUGGGAGAAGUCCUUUUAGAUGGAGAAAAUAUAAAAAAUUUAAAGCUGGAGUGGCUCAGAAACCAAAUUGGUUUAGUAACCCAGGAACCUGCUUUGUUAAGUUUGAGCAUCAAAGAUAAUAUUGCAUAUGGGCGGGAUGCUUCUUUUGAUCAAAUUGAGGAAGCUGCAAAAAUUGCGCAUGCUCAUACAUUUAUCAGUUCACUUGAGAGAGCAUAUGACACUCAGGUGGGCAGAGCUGGUCUAGCAUUGACUGAGGAGCAAAAAAUAAAGCUUUCUAUUGCCAGAGCUGUUCUCUCAAAUCCAUCUAUCCUUCUCCUUGAUGAGGUUACUGGUGGACUUGAUUUUGAGGCUGAAAGAUCUGUUCAGGAAGCUUUGGAUCUCCUCAUGUUAGGCCGAUCAACUAUCAUUAUAGCAAGACGGCUUAGCCUAAUCAGGAAUGCUGAUUACAUUGCUGUAAUGGAGGAAGGUCAAUUAGUUGAAAUGGGUACACAUGAUGAACUGAUUACAUUGGAUGGCCUCUAUGCUGAACUGCUUAAAUGUGAAGAAGCCGCGAAACUUCCGCGCAGGUUGCCAAUGAGAAAUUACAGGGAUAUUUCAACUUUUCAAAUUGAAGAUUCUUCAGCAAGCCACAGCUUCCAAGAACCCUCAUCCCCGAGAAUGAUCAAGUCACCAUCUCUGCAAAGGACUUCUGCCCUACAUACAUUCCGAGCUUCUGAUGCUACAUUUAAUUCACUAGAAUCUCCCCGCAAUAUGAGUCCUCCACCGGAGCAGAUGGUUGAAAACGGAACUACGUUAGAUGGACAGACUAAGGAGCCAUCCAUAAAAAGGCAGGAUAGUUUUGAAAUGAAACUUCCAGAGCUACCUAAGAUUGAUGUUCAUUCUGGAAAUCGCCUAAAACCCAGUUCUGAUCCUGAGUCACCUGUAUCUCCACUAUUGACAUCUGAUCCAGAUAAUGAGCGUUCUCAUUCACAGACCUUUUGUCGGCCGACUAAUGUGUUUUAUGAUGACCCCCCAACGAAAACUAGAGAAAUAAAGGACACACAACAUCAAGAGCCGCCAUCAUUCUGGAGGCUUGUUGAGCUUAGUCUUGCAGAGUGGUUUUAUGCUGUUUUAGGAAGCAUGGGUGCUGCAUUAUUCGGUUCUUUUAAUCCACUCCUUGCUUAUGUCAUUGCACUUAUUGUAACGGCGUACUAUAGGAUUGAUGAUAAAAAUCACUUAGAAAAUGAAGUGAACAAGCGGUGCUUAAUUAUUACCUGCAUGGGAAUUGUGACGGUAAUUGCCAACUUUUUGCAGCACUUUUAUUUCGGUAUCAUGGGAGAGAAAAUGACGGAACGUGUUAGGAGGAUGAUGUUUUCUGCAAUGCUUCGGAAUGAGGUUGGGUGGUUCGAUGAAGAGGAAAAUAGUGCAGAUAACUUGUCAAUGCGAUUGGCUAAUGAUGCUACAUUUGUUCGUGCUGCUUUUAGCAAUCGACUUUCGAUAUUCAUUCAGGACAGUGCAGCUGUGUUCGUUGCUGUUCUUAUUGGGAUGAUUCUGCAGUGGCAGUUGGCCCUGGUUGCAUUAGCUACUCUUCCUGUUCUUGUCAUUUCUGCAAUAGCACAGAAACUGUGGCUUGCUGGCUUCUCCAAGGGAAUUCAGGAUAUGCAUAGGAAGGCAUCUCUAGUCCUUGAGGAUGCAGUUAGAAACAUUUACACAGUUGUAGCAUUUUGUGCUGGAAAUGAGGUCAUGGAGCUCUACAGAUUACAGUUACAAAUGAUAUUCAAGAAGAGUUUCCUCCACGGGAUGGCCAUUGGGUUUGGUUUUGGAUUUUCACAAUUUCUCCUUUUUGGCUGCAACGCCCUUCUCCUUUGGUACAUUGGACUCUCAGUGAAAAGGGAGGAUGUGAAUCUUUCCACAGCUCUUAAAGAAUACAUGGUGUUUUCUUUUGCAACUUUUGCUCUGGUAGAGCCUUUCGGUUUGGCUCCCUAUAUCCUAAAGAGAAGAAAAUCUCUAAUAUCUGUUUUUGAGAUAAUCGAUCGGGUCCCACAAAUCGAACCAGAUGAUGAAUCAGCCCUCAAACCUCCUAAUGUUUAUGGAAGCAUAGAGUUAAAAAAUGUUGACUUCUCUUAUCCCACCAGACCAGAAAUUCUGGUCUUGAGCAAUUUCAGUCUAAAAGUCAACGGAGGUCAAACUGUGGCAGUUGUGGGUGUCUCGGGCUCUGGAAAGAGCACCAUAAUAUCCCUUAUACAGAGAUUCUAUGAUCCGGUUGCUGGUCAGGUUUUUCUAGACGGCAGAGAUUUGAAAUCGUACAACCUAAGAUGGUUAAGGAACCACUUAGGUCUCGUACAACAGGAGCCGAUUGUGUUCUCGACAACCAUAAGGGAAAACAUAAUAUACGCAAGGCACAACGCGAGUGAAGCCGAAGUGAAAGAGGCAGCUAGGAUAGCAAAUGCUCAUCAUUUCAUCAGCAGUUUGCCGCAUGGGUACGAUACCCAUGUAGGGAUGCGGGGCGUGGAUCUCACCCCUGGGCAGAAACAGAGGAUCGCGAUUGCCCGUGUGGUCUUGAAAAAUGCUCCCAUUUUGUUGUUGGACGAAGCGAGCUCGUCGAUCGAGUCUGAGUCGAGCCGGGUGGUCCAGGAGGCUCUCGAUACCCUGAUAAUGGGUAACAAGACGACCAUCCUCAUUGCCCACCGGGCGGCAAUGAUGAGGCACGUCGACAACGUUGUAGUGUUAAAUAGCGGGCGGAUCGUCGAGGAAGGGACCCACGACUCGCUGAUGGCAAAAAACGGUUUGUAUGUCCGCUUGAUGCAACCCCACUUUGGGAAAGGGUUGCGCCAUCAGCACAGACUCAUCUAAAAGCAUGGGAGUGUACUGUAAGUAUAUCGUCUCUCUACUGAUCCCCAACAGAUUUAAAGCCUUUGUUUGGCACGAGAGAGUUGCAGAAGCAAGAUCUUCCAAAGAACGAAUAGAGAUGAAACAGGGCUUUAUUCCCAGGGAGGAAUGGAAAUGGUGGAUCCACCUCUUCCUCAUCCCUUUCUCGACCAUUUUUUCUUCUCUGUUUCAUCCCUAAACCAAAGGCUAGGAUUAAGGCGGUCUUUUCGGAAAUGGGGGGCAUAACAGAAAACAACAAAGCUUUCUAGAUUGCAAGCUUCAGUGUUAAGAGGAGUGAAGAUUGGGGUUGUUUUGUUAUAGGGAUUAGUGUGUGGGUGUGCUCUCUCACUUAAAGUAGAACUUCAGUCAGGAUUAGGAGGGUAUUGUUAUUAUUAUUAUUAUUCUUUUGGAGGCAGGGACGGGCGAGGCCGCAUUCGUAUAGUAUCAAAUCCUUGUGUCUGAAAUGAGUAUAUUGAUUUGUUAAUUAAGGAAUGAAUCUUUGAUUUCUUUCUCUCUUAUUUGUGUGCCGUGGCUGUGAUUUUUUGUGUGGUGAAGUUUCUUACACGGGCAGGAUGAGUACAAAGCUGGAAAUAUU